Molecule: messenger RNA, 165 nt
Organism: Dictyostelium discoideum AX4
Lineage: Eukaryota; Evosea; Eumycetozoa; Dictyosteliales; Dictyosteliaceae
Exons: 1
Coding region: 1-165 (54 amino acids)
Source: RefSeq, a predicted model, not a curated record
AUGAAAUAUAGCAAAAAUCAAAUAGUUUAUGUAAUAUUUUUUAUUAUAAUACUAAUUGUUGUUAAACCAAUAGAAUCAGUAGAAUGGAGUGAUUGUAGUGAUCCAAGUGAUUCAUUUAAAAAUAAAGAAUUUGAAUUUAUUACCACCCAUUCCAAAGAUGAUUGA